GAAGAUGGUGCAGUAUUCUCCAGCCUCGACCAUCUUUUCUUUGCUUCCGUCAAUUCUCAUUCGGUUCUUUUCUUUUGAGUCCGUUCUGUGAACAACUCUGUGUUUCAUUCGCAACGUAACUUGCUUGUUUCCUUCAGUCAAGUCUCAGCAUAGCGACGGAGUUGUUCUCUCAUCUAUUAUCUUUCGUCAUUUCCCAUUUUCUCGUUGCGAGAAAUUUUGGAGUAGCGCGCAAGUCGUGUCUAGUACCUACAUCGUCAUCUCGAAUUACAACUAAACCAUCGACUCAUCUACGAAACGUUCGCAAGACUCCUCGACGGCCUCUUUAGGGAUCCCGAAUAUCCACACCAACACGAUAAACUCUCUGUAACAACGCAAAAAUGUCCUGCCAGCCAUUCACUUCGGUUCCUCAACCACCCACCACACUCCCAUCGUGCGCCGUACCUAUCGGCGGCUCGAACUCUUCAAUACUAGACGCAUGCUGCAACGGACACAUCAACGCUAUCGCGACAUACUCCGCCCCCGACUCGACCACAUCAUCACCAUCAGCAUCCUCAACACCAGUCAUCGUUAACUCAGAAGACAACGACGGUUGCUUCCAAUAUUGCAUCACCGAUUCACCAGACAUCGUUCAAAGUUGCUUGGCACAGAAGAUGGAAGAAUAUGAGAAGGAAGGUGCAAGUGGCAGGGGUAUGUUUAGCUGCUUCAACACGGAGAAGGCGGUCGGUGCGAGGAAGAUCGACGAGGAGCGAGGAUAUGCUAGUGCAGGUGUGAGGAUCAGUGGGGCUGCGAGUUGGGUGGUCUCAUCGCUGCUGGGUCUGAGUGUUAUUGGUGCAGUCGUGGGAGGUAUUUGAGCACGAUUAAAGAGACUGGUAGAUGGCAAGACCGUGAAAGGAUGCGAAAUGUUUGAUUGAGUUGUAUACCCAGGGUUUUCUCUAGCAUCUCCUGGCGUUGACGCUGGACGUAAUGAAUAAUGACAUAUUCCAAUUCCUUGACUAUAGUAGCGGUGUGGGACGACAAAACUAAUGAGAUCUACGAUACGAUUGUC
Messenger RNA from Alternaria rosae, 1045 nucleotides. RefSeq lists its product as uncharacterized. Lineage: Eukaryota; Fungi; Ascomycota; Dothideomycetes; Pleosporales; Pleosporaceae. The transcript has a single exon. The record is from RefSeq and is a predicted model, not a curated record. The coding region runs from base 378 to 851 and encodes 157 amino acids.